UAACGGAAUGCACGCUAGACGACGCUAGCGCUAACGCACGUUAGGUGUUUAAGAAAUAUUAUUUACGACCACCAUGUGGUCGUUUCUGGUCGAAUUAGAUGCUACGACGUCUGCAACGCUAUCCGUCUGUGCGAAUGCACGCAAUCCACUACAAAAGUUGUGUCGCUUGUUCUUCAAGUUAGUCGAGUACAGCGGACACGGUCUCUUCUGGAUUUCUUUCUGUCUCUUUCUCUACUACAACACGUCAGACAACGGCGCCAGAUUCGUCAUAUCCGAACUCCUCAUUGGAAUCCUCGUCGAUCUCGUCAUACAGUGCGCUAUCAAACUCGCAGUUCGUCGCAGGCGACCGAUCUAUAACAAUGCAGACAUGAGACUGACUGUGAUGGCGGUCGAUUCGUAUUCGUUUCCGUCGGGUCAUGCCACUCGAUUCGGAUUUCUCUUCGUUUUCGUCCGAUUCUACUUUCCGGGGACGUUCGAGAGGACUGUAAUAGGCGUGUGGACGUUGAUGAUUGCCUGCUCGAGGCUCUUGUUGGGCAGACAUUAUGUGUCUGAUGUAGUUUGUGGUUUUGUUAUUGGUUGCCUCGAGUUCCAGUUCGUCCACCAGUAUGCUGGAUUAUUGAUUCAACGAACUCGAUAGAGUAGAAUUAUGUUUAGAUGGAUCUAUCCAUGAUACCAGUGCUAAUUCGACUUCAUACUUCAACAAAUCGUGGACUUUGUUACUCUGAGUUUUCCGAUUAUAGUUUUGUAACUCUAACUGUCAUACACUCAAAGCACCCAGUGAGGUGGCUGCAAUACAAACACUCAAUAGUUGAUUCGAUAAGCUCCAUCUAUUACUAACUCUAAAGCCAAAUACAUGAGAAAACG
Molecule: messenger RNA, 864 nt
Organism: Corticium candelabrum
Lineage: Eukaryota; Metazoa; Porifera; Homoscleromorpha; Homosclerophorida; Plakinidae
Product: polyisoprenoid diphosphate/phosphate phosphohydrolase PLPP6-like
Exons: 1
Coding region: 74-637 (187 amino acids)
Molecular function (GO): sphingosine-1-phosphate phosphatase activity
Source: RefSeq, a predicted model, not a curated record